Messenger RNA from Paramecium tetraurelia, 1932 nucleotides. RefSeq lists its product as uncharacterized. The record is from RefSeq and is a predicted model, not a curated record. NCBI's taxonomy places the organism in Eukaryota, Ciliophora, Oligohymenophorea, Peniculida, Parameciidae. The transcript is spliced from 5 exons.
AUGAAAGCUAAAGCAAUAAUUGAAGUUGUCGUUUUUUUGGAUUCUCUUAAAACCAUUGGGAUCUUUUUAUUGGAUGAGGGAAUGUAUCAAAUAAGGAUUAACUUAUAUAUAUAGAGUUCCCAAAAUUUGAAGAUUCCUCUCACUCCGAAAGAAACUUUGUUGUUCAAGAGAAAUGAAUAACAAUACUUGCCACAACACACAAUAGAUAAUUUCUACAUGAGUGAUGCUUUCUUAUUGAGAUAAUGGACAGAAGAAGAAAGAUUUGAGAUAAAGAACGGGUGUAGGUUCAGUGGUGCAAUUCCACAUAAUUUGAAAGAGCAACCAUGUUUUAUGGAGAUCGAAUUGAUGUAUUAUGAUUUAGCAUAGAAAAUUGUUUCGUUUUAAAGCAUAUCGAUAGCAAAGUUUAAAAUUGAAAACCUAUCCAAUGGGAUCUAUGAAUAUGUUCCUGUGAUACUAGGAGAAGAUCACUUCAGUUUAUUGAAUAUCAUGGUCAUUUGUUCCUUGACUAGUUUUGAUAUUUAACUAUAGCAAGUGUAAAAUGAGGAUAAAAAGGGAGCAGAUCAACAUCUACAUAUAAAUAUGAGGCAACUGUACAACAAGGUGUUGGAACCUCUGAAAACAUCAUAUCGAAACAUGCAGACAUUCUAUUAUAAUAUGGAGUUGGAAAUGGAAAGACCAAGCAGUAGCGGGGGUAUGCAAUACCAUGUGAGAUAAACUAAGAAUUUUUAGGUAAUGUCAUUAUCGAGUGCGGAUUCAUUAUUAAAAAAUGAACAAAACACUUAAUUAAUAAGCAAAGUAAUGGCUAAUGAGUUUAAAGUGUUACAAAGUACAAUAAAUCAAUUGUGGCAUAAAAUAAUCAUUGGAUUAAAGCUCGGACAUUAAAAAAUAUUAAGAUAAUUGAAAAAGGAGUCAUUAACAAAUUUUUAAAGUCGAUACUCUGCAUUCACUCAAAAAGAAGUAAUCCCUGUGGUAGAUCAUCAAUACACUAUGAUUCCUUAAUAACAGAAAUAAAGUCAAGAGUAGGCAGACUUACAAAGCAAAAGAUUGGAGUAUUAGAAAUUGUUACUCCAAGGCCCAUCUAAAAUAGUUGAUUUAAAAAUAAUAGACGAAAUCAAAGAUAAGUUAAUGAUUGUUGAAAAGCAUUACGUUACUAGACAGACCUUUUAGUUGUCUAGAUCUAAGUUGCACCUUAUCGUUUUGGUUCAUGGUUAUUAGGGACAUUCUUAUGAUAUGAGAUUAUUGGAGAAUUACAUGUGUUUGAGGUUUCCUUAGCAUAUGUUGUUGGUAUCAUUAUGUAAUCAACAAAACACAGAAGGAGAUAUAUUACAAAUGGGCAAAUACCUUAGUGAUGAAAUUAAAAACUACAUUGCAACAUGGUCUUACACAGAUAAACUAGUAAUCUCCUUUAUUGGGCACUCGUUAGGAGGGUUGAUCAUAAGAGCAGCAUUGCCCUAUUUGGAUUUUGAAUUUCAUACAUUUCUAACAUUGGGAACACCUCAUUUGGGAAAUGUUACUAAUCAAAGGCCAUUAAUAAAAUUUGGAAUGUGGUUUUUUUAAAAACUAAAGAAAUCUCUAAGUUUGUCUCAAUUGAAUUGCUAUGAUGAUACUUUAUUAAAGCUAUCACAAUUUCCUGGACUGAAUAAAUUUAAGCAUAUCAUUUUGUUUGGGUCUUAAUAGGAUCAUUAUGUGAAUAGUGAAAGUAGUUUGCUCAUGAAAGUCUCAGGAAUUGAAAAUGAGUAACAGCAUAACGAAAUGGCAACCAACAUUUUAAGAUAAUUACAUCAAAACGAAGUUUUAAGGAUUAGUAUAGAUUAUAAAUUUUAUGAUGGAGAUUUUGAUACGUUUUUAGGAAGAAAAGCACAUAUUGCAAUAUUGGAAUCACAUUUUCUAAAUUAAUAUAUAAUUUAUAACUUGGGAGACUAUUUUAAAUGA